Messenger RNA from Myxozyma melibiosi, 911 nucleotides. RefSeq lists its product as uncharacterized. The record is from RefSeq and is a predicted model, not a curated record. Lineage: Eukaryota; Fungi; Ascomycota; Lipomycetes; Lipomycetales; Lipomycetaceae. Bases 48 to 734 code for a protein of 228 amino acids. The transcript has a single exon.
AUAUUACUAUUCACGUGACUUAAAUUAGAGGAAGAAGGCCUAACCCUAUGAAGCGGCAGGUUGCAGAUUUAAGCGGCUGCGUGUCUAGCAGCCUAGCAAGCACCCGGGAGCACGCACUAAGAAGGACAGGAACCAGGAUUACGGAAGGCCAAGGAAAGAGAGGAAGCUGGAAGCGAACUGGGAAGAUGAAUGAAGAGACAAUAAACGGCGGGGCCCUCUCGGAGGUGGUUAGGCUCGAGGAGGAAAGGAUAUACGACGAGUACCGAGGAGCGAUGGCGCGUGCGUUUGAAGAGCAGCGACAGAUGUUUGAGGAGUUUAAUGAGUUUAGCGAUGUGAGUAGGAUGAGCCGGAGGACGACGAUGAGGAAGCGGACGGAGAGGGCGCGCAAGAGGACGAGGGAAAAGAGAUUAGGGCUAAUUUGCGGACGCAACAGAAGGUUUCGGCGUGGGCCAGUGCAGGCCAGCAGGUGGACCAUCUGCGUAGCCGAAAGAGGUGAGAUGAGAGUGAUUGUGAGGUUAGAAGAUGCUAAUGAGAGGACUACGAUGCAGAAUCAAGAGACGGGCGGAGUGGGUCAAGGCCAAGGAGGACGAGAUAGAGCACUCCCGACGAGAGGUGGUGAGGUGCGUGGAAGCGGUGCGGGCGGCGGUGAGUAUUCUGGGCGGCGGCGAGAGUGCGCGGAGGUAAACAAAGGACGCAAACCCUACAAGAAGGCGGAAAUUAGCGAAGCCGAAUAAGAUUAUGGCUUAGCUCAGUUCGAUCAAACGACGGGCAGCGCGAAAAAGAGAAAAGAGGAAAACAAGAAAACAAAAGACGGGAAAUUGCGGCGCCACAACAACAAUCGGUGGCGAGAUGAUGAGGAUGAGUGAGUGAGUGAGAUGAGGUCGAGAUGUUCUGAUAUCUGAUAUCGGUUG